UUUGGGGAAAAAUUUGCUUGAGUCUGUCAAAUGCCAAAACAGUUUUAAGAAGUUUUUCGUGCUGCCCAAUUUCUGCGAUUUAUUGGGGAAAAUCCCAGUGUUUGCCCUAAAUUUAGAGAAAAAUUGGUAGAAAUUGUACUAAUGGCUGCGAUGAAGAUAUACUCCUUGGCCAGAACCGGCCAUCGGUUCCUGGGUGUAACAGCUCAACUGCGUCACUGUUCAUCUGUUCCGGCACCCACUUCUACGGGUAAAGGAGGAGGAAAUUAUGUGUAUGUGAAUGAUAAACCACCCAGUAUGGAAUGGGGUGAUAUCACAGAAAGGGCUGCGGCAAUUAUGUUCUGGACUGAACUUGCACGUGGAAUGGGAGUUACUCUGGCUCACAUUUUCAAGGAACCCGCUACUAUAAACUAUCCAUUCGAAAAAGGUCCUCUGAGUCCUCGUUUCCGCGGUGAACACGCCCUAAGGCGCUAUCCCAGUGGAGAGGAACGUUGUAUUGCGUGCAAAUUAUGCGAGGCUAUUUGCCCAGCUCAGGCUAUUACCAUUGAAGCCGAGGAACGUGCUGAUGGAAGUCGAAGAACCACCAGAUAUGAUAUUGAUAUGACAAAGUGCAUAUAUUGUGGUUUUUGUCAAGAAGCUUGUCCUGUGGAUGCCAUUGUGGAAGGACCCAAUUUUGAGUUCUCAACCGAAACUCAUGAGGAGUUGCUGUACAAUAAAGAAAAGCUCUUGCUGAACGGUGACAAGUGGGAGUCGGAGAUUGCAGUGAAUAUCCAGGCAGAUCAUCUGUAUCGCUAAGUCCGACUCAAAUGUUUUGUGGUAUGUAGUUUGGAAUGUUAUUUAAAUAAAUAAGGGAAUCCUU
This is a messenger RNA of Phlebotomus papatasi, 856 nucleotides long. It is a transcript of the gene ND-23, whose product is annotated as NADH-ubiquinone oxidoreductase subunit 8. The transcript is spliced from 2 exons. Gene Ontology annotation, molecular function: 4 iron, 4 sulfur cluster binding; NADH dehydrogenase activity. Lineage: Eukaryota; Metazoa; Arthropoda; Insecta; Diptera; Psychodidae. Gene Ontology annotation, cellular component: membrane. Gene Ontology annotation, biological process: mitochondrial respiratory chain complex I assembly; mitochondrial electron transport, NADH to ubiquinone. The coding region runs from base 142 to 792 and encodes 216 amino acids. The record is from RefSeq and is a predicted model, not a curated record.